Populus trichocarpa (black cottonwood) is the source of this 1701-nucleotide messenger RNA. RefSeq names its product myb family transcription factor PHL5. The transcript has 5 exons. Gene Ontology annotation, molecular function: DNA binding; DNA-binding transcription factor activity. The record is from RefSeq and is a predicted model, not a curated record. NCBI's taxonomy places the organism in Eukaryota, Viridiplantae, Streptophyta, Magnoliopsida, Malpighiales, Salicaceae. The coding region runs from base 305 to 1357 and encodes 350 amino acids.
GGUACACAUGUAUUAUCAGCAGUGUACCAGGAAAAUGAAAAUUGACGAGCUCUUAAGAGCUAGUUAACAUAUAAAAAGAACAGAAACAUCCUAGGGUUCGUGCUCUUAUAGAAUCAAAUAUAUAUAUAUAUAUAUAUAUAUAUAUAUAUAUAUAUAUAUAUAUAUAUAGAGAGAGAGAGAGAGAGAGGAUUUAUCUGCUUUGAAAGAGCAAUAUUAUCAAGAGUGAAAUUCCCAACUUCAUAGAAUGCUUACUGAGCCUUCCAAUAAGACAACAUAAUUGGAAUGUUGCUCGCCACCAUCAAGCAUGGGGGAAGUAUCUCAAAGUCAAGAUGUAGAGCCUGCAACAUCAACUAACAUCAUUCCAAGUCAGUUCGAUCAGCUAGCUCCGGCUUUUUGCAUAAGUGAAUGCUUAUUCGAUCUUCAGCAAGAUGAUGAUUAUGAAUUUCCUACUUUCCCUUCAUGCUCACAGGUUCCUGGGCCUAAUGAUGCAAAGAUGUCAUCAAAUCAAUCAUCCAGGGGUAACAUUUUCGAUGAAUCCAGUUGGCAAACAGUUCUGAGACCUUAUUUAUUUAGCAACCAACACCAUAAAUAUUGUGAAAAGACUCAAAAACAUCUUUCUUCCAUUAAUUUGGGGGGAAGUACAUCCCUUUCACUUGAGCGAGUCCAAUUACUUGGAGACAAUGCAACCUUGAUUGGAAGGCCCCUUCAGCCUACUUCUGAUAGACAGAAUGAUCCCGAAGUAAGUUCUCUACUUAACUUUAUUCUGAUGUUCUUGUGUGCAUACAUCAUGUCUGGUUUUCUUUUGUAUCAAAUGUGUUUAUUUCAACUUCCUAUCCAAAUCUGGUAUAAGCUUCUCAAGUCUCAGCAGCUGGAAUCAUCUACAAGACAUUUGGGGGAUGGUUCCUCUACUUCCAGCGGUUCAGGAUCUUCUGGACCAAUUUUCUCGAGUAAAAAACGAAUUAGAUGGACUCAAGGUCUUCAUGAGAAGUUUAUCAAGUGUGUCAAUAGCCUUGGUGGUGCCGCAAAAGCAAAACCAAAGGCCAUACUGAAGAUGAUGGAAACGAAAGGAUUGACCAUCGUUCAGGUCAAAAGUCACUUGCAGAAAUAUCGAUCUGACAAGUACAUGUCAGAAUGUAAUCAAGCAAAACCUACAAUCAACGACAUGCCCCAACUUGUCUUCUCUUCUAGAAUUAGCAUGAGAAUCAAGGAGGCACAGCAACUGCAGCUAGAUAUUGAGAAGCAUCUUCACGAACAGUUAGAGAUUCAGCGAAAUCUACAGCUGCAAAAUGAGGAAAAUGGGAGGCAGCUGAAGCUAAUGCUGGAGCAACAACAGAAAACAAACAAAAGCCUACCCUAAACUUGAGGCUGAAAAGCCUGCGAAUUGCAGCAUCCAUUAAUCUACCAUGAAGAUGUUAGAAUUUCAACCGCGGAAUACCGGCUUCUCAUUCUAGUUCAGUUUAAUCAAGUUUGUAUAUGUGCAGCAAUAAAAUUCCAAAAAGACUCACCAUCUGCAAGGAUUAACACUUGUUUAAUGGAAAGCAAGCCUUAUUUGGUCUGCUUUUACAUAUAUCAGUUAUAAUGAGAAGUGAGAUUCAGAAAACUUCCAAUUCUAUACUAGAACAGCUAUCAGAAAAGAGGGAAUGUAUCACAGGCCUUGCUUCUUGUCAUAAGAGAUUGAGUUUUGAACUUGAGUCUUGACCA